Colletotrichum phormii is the source of this 2021-nucleotide messenger RNA. RefSeq names its product family 4 glycosyltransferase. Gene Ontology annotation, biological process: protein N-linked glycosylation; dolichol-linked oligosaccharide biosynthetic process. NCBI's taxonomy places the organism in Eukaryota, Fungi, Ascomycota, Sordariomycetes, Glomerellales, Glomerellaceae. The record is from RefSeq and is a predicted model, not a curated record. Gene Ontology annotation, cellular component: membrane. The coding region runs from base 315 to 1712 and encodes 465 amino acids. Gene Ontology annotation, molecular function: UDP-N-acetylglucosamine-dolichyl-phosphate N-acetylglucosaminephosphotransferase activity. The transcript has 3 exons.
CCUCUUUCUCCAAACUGACGAAGCCCUCCUCCACCUUGUGCAACUGUGUCCCGUCGCAAAACAUUUAACAUUGCGACCUUCCUUUUCUUUCCAUUGUGAGAGCUUCGACCACUCUCUCCGGACAACAAAACCACCUGUGCACCUGUCUACUUACCUCAUGCACAUAAAUACAAUGAAAUCGCAUCACAGCCAAGCCUAGGAUCCUACAAGAAGCAAAGGAAGUGACACCGGUACCCAGAAAGCUACUGGUACCACAACCACCACCCCGCGGGCGUGUUCUUGCCCGCAGAAAACCGACGAUACCACAGCCCAAGAUGGCCUCCUCUUCAACCUCCUCCCCGACCCUCACCCGAACCGAGACCCUGAGCCUGGGAGCCCUCUCCUUUGCCGCAGUCGCAGUCCUCCUCAAUGCCUUCCAGGGCGAGGGCGAGCCCCUGAUAGCGUCACUGGCCCUCUCCGUCCUGGCCUUUGCGCUGGCCUAUUCCAUGAUCCGAUGGCUUGGCCCAGUCUUUAAGCAUGCCGGCUUCAAAGGUCGCGACCUCUCCAAGCACCACCGCCCUGAGCUCCCCGAGUGCAUGGGUGCUGUCUGCGCUGCAGUCUACCUCCUUGUCGUCAUCGUCUUCAUCCCCUUUCCCUUCUACAAGGACAUUGUUGCCGCCACUAGCGGUGGUGGAAACAGGGACGUUGUAUUCCAGGUCGAGCAUGUCCAGCAGGGACGGUUCCUGCAUCGCUUUCCCCAUAGCAAGCUUGCCUCCUACCUCUCCGCCAUCAUCUCCCUCCAGACGACCGCCCUCCUCGGCAUUGGCGACGACCUCUUCGACAUCCGAUGGCGACACAAGUGGUGGAUCCCAGGCCUGGCCUCGGUCCCCAUCCUCGUAAUCUACUUUGUCGACUUUGGCGUCACCUCCAUCGUCAUCCCGAUCCCCCUCCAGCCCUACCUCGGCGAGCUCUUCGACCUCGGCGUCCUCUACUACAUCUACAUGUCCUGCAUCGCAAUGUUCUGCCCCCAGUCCAUCAACGGCAUCGAGGUCUCCCAGUGCAUCGUCGUCUCCCUCCUCCUCGUCCUCAACGAUUGCCUCUACCUCUUGACGCCUUACCCACACCCGGCCACCGACUCCCACCUCUUCUCCCUCUACCUUCUCCUUCCCUGGCUCGGCGUCUCCUUCGCCCUCGUCCUGCACAACUGGUACCCCGCCAAGGUCUUCGUCGGCGACACAUACUGCUACUUCUCCGGCAUGGUCUUCGCGACGGUCGGAAUCCUGGGCCACUUUUCAAAGACGCUCGGCCUCCUCCUCGUCCCCCAGCUCUUCAACUUUCUCUACUCGACGCCCCAGAUCUUUGGCCUCAUCCCCUGCCCUCGCCACCGCUUGCCCCGAUUCAACGCUCGCACCGGCCUCCUCGAACCGAGCAAGACCCCCUGGAGCCCCGAACGCCAACCUCGCCCUCUCGUCGCGCAAGGACUUCACCUGCUCGCGAAGUUGCACCUUCUGGAGGUUACAGUGGACGAAAAGGGCCGCUUCGUCGAGACAAGCAACUUGACCCUCCUCAACCUGUGGCUCGUCUGGAGAGGUCCCCUGAGAGAGGACCGUCUCGCGUGGGAGGUCACCUUCCUCCAGCUCUUUGUCGGCCUGUCUGGCCUCUUUGUCCGACAUCGCCUCGCUCUGCUCAUCUUUAAGGAGGAUAACUGGGGUAUGACGACCAAGAGAUACUGAUCAACCCUGCUGUGUUGAUCUGGGCCUAAGAGACAAGAACUCUCAGGGCUUCGCACUUUUAUCACUGUUCACAAAUUCCGGAAUGACAUUCCAUCCGGGGAUUUUCUUGUUGCUUCAUUUUCGCAUGUCUGGAUUUCGCAUCGCAAAGGGACGGCAAGGCUAGGAGAGCCGUCUGUACUAUACCAAAAAUGGUUGGAGGUUUGAGAUUGAGAUACCCUGUAAGAGUACCUAGCGGGUAAAUAUGACCCGAGAUUGACACUCUCGAAAGUUGGUCGAGAAAAUCAAGAGAAUAAAACAUCACAUCACAAC